GAUACACAGAAGCCUGUACAGCUCCUUAGACGAGAAGAGCAGUUGUAGCCAUGAACUCGGUUCUUCCACUCAUCCUGGCGAUGCUAGCAGUCACCGACGCAGGUAUGCCAACACAUACAAUGUAUUUCUAAACUAUGUUUUUAUACACUAGGCGUUAGAAGGCAUUUGUUCUUCUUCUAUAUUUUGAGGGCCCCACGAUCAAUAUAUUGAUCAUCCUGGAAACCUAUUUACUGACCAAUGAAUGGCAGUUUAUUUUUAAAAUGUUCACUGCCUCCUUGUUUUCAAUAUUAAACUUUAAAUAAACAGGCAGGUGUGCUAACAAGUAUAUUCUACACUAUGUUUUAAGUGCUGGGUGCUAGGAAGUAUUUACUGACUACUGGAUGGUAAGUUUUUAAAGUAAAUGUUCACCGCACAUAGCUUUAAUAAAGAUAAACAUUGAAACGAGUGGACUACAAGGGAGAGAAUUCCUCUAUAGGAUAUGCAUUCCCGUCUACAUUUAACUGAUCUUUUUCAAAUGUUUAAAACGGGCCUUUCGCAUUAUGGCCCCUUGGUUUAUUUUAUUGGUUAAAGUGGUUUAAACAUUUUGAUCAGAUGGUUACUGCCAGCAAAAUUAUUCUGAUCAGAAAUGGUGUCAAUUUGGUAAUAAAAGACAAUACGGGCGUUGAACAUAAUACAUAGAACAAAAAUAUGCUUUGGGGCGUUGAACAUAAUACAUAAAACAAAAAUAUGCUUUGGGGCGUUGAACAUAAUACAUAGAACAAAAAUAUGCUUUUCUUGACAAACCUCUACCUCCUUAAAACGCUGUUUAAUAUCUCCAUUGACCCCCCCCCCCAAAUAUCAUAUUUCUAGCAAAGCCCCAUCCUCUAAAAAAUGUAAGUUAAAAAUACAUAUAUAACAUAUAUUACAGAAUAAAGUGAUUGUGUGUGUGGGGGGGGGGACAAAAACAAAGCGUUGAACAUAAUAAAUAAAACAAAAAUAUGCUUUGGGGCGUUGAACAUAAUACAUAGAACAAAAAUAUGCUUUUCUUGACAAACCUCUUCCUCCUUAAAACGCUGUUUAAUAUCUCCAUUGACCCCCCCCCCUAAUAUCAUAUUUCUAGCAAAGCCCCAUCCUCUAAAAAAUGUAAGUUAAAAAUACAUAUAUAACAUAUAUUACCGAAUAAAGUGUGUGUGUGUGUGGGGGGGGGGACCAAAACAAGCAAAUUUCAAUAAUUUUUUUUUUAAUGUGCUAAUUAUUUUAGGCAAAAAUUAAAUUUUAGUCUUUAAUGAUCUAAGUCAAUUUCGUAAAUUUGAAAAGUGGAAAUGUCGCAAAAUAAAAAAUAAAUAAAAAAUUGAUAAAAAAAAAAAAAGAAGCACAUUGAAAUAAUAGUUAUACAUAACAUUGCUCUCUAACACCCCGACCCCAUGUAACGCAAUAGAACACACUGAUACACCACUCCAUACCCCCUAUGCCCUAUGCCCUAUAUCCCAUGUGCACGGUUCCUUGCUUCUCAUAAGUUUAUAUCUCACUCUAUGUAUGGAAACUAAUCUGUUGUUGUAUGCAGCAGUCCAGGUUCAAGUAAACCCGGGAGCUUUACAGAUUGGCAAUUCCAGAAAUCUAAACAUCAGAUGUUCCCAUGUCAGAGACAAGGUACCAACCAUUUCCAGGCUCUCUUACUUGCUCAUCUCGUUUGCCAGCGACGCCGAGAAGCCCGUGUUCCGAUACCUGGCGUCGGUCAGCUCAGUGGACGGGUUGGAUUACGACACGACGGCAGCAGUUGCAGGCAACAUCACUCGAGGCGGAGAAUCCUGGCUCAGCCUAACUUGGUCGUACCCCUUGUUUAGCCGGGUCGGGCUGUACAAAUGUGAGGCGAGCGGCAUCAAUUUAAGCGGGGCCGCGAGAACUGUGUCUCACAUUGUCGAAGUCGGUGGGGUGAGACAUUUAGACGCUUCUCUGUUUGAUGUUAUACAGAAUCAGUCACGGGACUUUGAGCAGUUAAAAACGGAUGAAGAGAGGCUGACAGCAUCAUAUUUGAGCUUAAAGUCUCGUUUCGACAGAGCCAAAGAGGCCCAUUUCUCGAUAUCCGCUGCCCACAAUGGCAGGCGCUAUUACCUGUCAUCUAUAUCCAACGUGUUGGUGGCCAACGAAGUAGACGCAAUUUGUGCGCUCUAUGGUGGGUAUCUAGCGGAGGUUGACGAUGACGCAGAAUUUGAGUUCAUCAAGUCAUUUCUGACGCCUUACACUCAAUACACGGGGGUGCUGUGCAGCGGCACAGACGAGGCCUUGGAAAAUAAUUGGAUCCACGCCAACAGUAAAACCAUGGUCAAGUACAUUAAAUGGAGCCCUUCAGAUUCGAGAGGUGGGAGAAGCGAAAAUUGUCUCUUCUUUUGGCGUCCCCAUGGAUGGUUCAUGGUUGAUUGGGUUUGCCAGCAAGGCUAUGCUAAUUAUGCUGUUGGCUAUCUCUGUGAAAUUCCAGAAUAAAUAAAUGACUAAAUAGAAAAACCGAAACAUGGUGUUUAAAAAAAAAAAAUGAUUUUUCCAGGAUGGCAUUUGCGAAAUUUUCUUUAAGGCAAACAUAAAAACAUUCAUUCCUUUUCAUUCUAAUUGAAUCAUAAUAGUAUUCAAAAAUCAUUUCUAAAUUUAAAUAUGAAUAAAGUUAAAGCGGAUACACUCCACAUAGUGUCGUCUGUACUUUGAAUAUAUUGGGGAUGUACACUGUAGGAUAAUAUAACCUUAACUGAUAAAUAUUAAGGGUUACCGGAUAUUUGUAUGAAAUAAAUUUUUUGGAAAGAAAAUUUUUAGAUGGAAGCGGAAUUUCGGUCAAACAGAAAUUUGUCCGAACGUAAGUUUUCUCAAAAAGAAAUAUUAGGGAAAAGAAAAAAAAAAUAAAACCUACAAAAUAAAUUUAUUAAAUUUUCACCAUUUCUCAGUCUAUAGAAUAUUUCCAUCCUCAAGAACAAAUGCCAAACAUAUCUUUUUUUUUUCAUAAUGGCAUUGGCAACACGCUGUGGCUGGAGCAAUGCACCGUUGACAAACGCACAUACGUGCUUAAGAUGCGUUAGUUUCAGUGCUGUAAAUUGUAAUGAAUAUUCUAUAGCCACAACUUCAUGUUUUUAAAUCAGCCCCGAUUAUUUAGAAUUCAAAUUAGACAGCAAUAAAUACAUAUUAAUUUAUAUUAAUAUUUCUUAUAAAAAAAAGCAAAUAUUUGUAUAGGCUACAAUGCAAUCAUAAAACAUUUCCUUUUGUUUGGAUUAUUAAAAUAAUCUUAUCUUAUAUUAUCUUGUCUAUCUUACAACGGAAA
This is a messenger RNA of Lymnaea stagnalis (great pond snail), 3280 nucleotides long. NCBI's taxonomy places the organism in Eukaryota, Metazoa, Mollusca, Gastropoda, Lymnaeidae. The record is from the annotation of a GenBank genome assembly.